ACACGUGCAUAUCAAUCCUUAUCAGUAGACACAAGCUUCCCCCCAAAAACAACAUCCAAAACAAGCCCUCCAGAUCAAAAUAAUGCCAGAGGUAAUAAACCUCAUCUCCUCAACACCUCCACCCCCACCCCCGUCCUACCAACCCCGUCGCCCCUCUAUCCCCUCAUCCCCAAUCCCCCCACCAAAGUCAUUCACCCUCCCGAUCCUCUCCUCAGACUGGGACCUCCCCGAACCCACCUACAACAAUGACGACAACAACAACGACUCCAACGCCCCCAAACGACUGCGUCUAAGCGAAGAGCCCAGUCCUCGCAACCCGCCCUCGCCGAAACCAGCGCGCGCCUCGCAUAUCCCGGCGUCGAGGAACCCGCUGUUCCUAUUCUCGGAUGAUAUUCUGCCUUCGUCGGAUGGGCCACGGGCUUGUGAGGGUGCGGAGGAGGAUCCGAUUGUCUUUACUUCGUCGGCUCCGGGGCCGGAGAGUGCGGCUCGGGUGAGGGAGGGGGGAGGACGCGGGGCGGAUACGAUUACGAUUGAUGAUGACGAUGAUGAUGAUUAUGAUUUCGUUGGUGGGAAUGGAGGUGUUAGGAGGGGAGAUGCGCGCGAUGAGAUCGAGGGGUUUAGUGAUGAGAUCGGGAUGCCGGAUUUAAAUGAGUUGCUUGGGUUGGAUGCUACGGCGAAUAAGCGGCCUGGGUUAUCGAGUCGGACGGCGAGUUUGCUGGCGAGUCUUGAUCGGUCGAAGUCGGGGUCUGGUGGAGGAGCGUCGUCGGGUCGGAGGGGGCGUGUUGAUAAGGACGAGGAGGUGGAUGAGGUGGAGGAAGUGGUUCCGUCUCGGAAGACUAAGGCACCGCGGAGGACGGCUACGAAGCCUACGAGUACCGAUAAGGAAGCCAAGGCGCGGGAACGGGAGGCGAAUAAAGCGCAGCGUGAGCGGGAGAAACAGCUAGAGAAGGAGCGGAAGCAGAAGGCCAAGGAGGAGAAAGCGCGGGAGAAACAACUUGCGGCUGAUCUUGCGGAGGUGAAUAAGCUGAAGGUGGAUAAGAAGGAAUCAACGCCGGAGAUGAUCAUCGAUCUUGCACGGGAAUUCGAGGGAACGAGCGUUGGCAAUCAGGCGGUUGAGUUCAUGAAACGGCUCAAGGUCGAGCAGACGUUUUUCGACAGCGAGAUUCCGAAUGUCGUCAAGUGGCGGCGGAAGGUCACGGCCAGAUACAACGAUAACCUAGGCUACUGGGAACCAUGUCCGUUUCAUAUCCGCGGAGAGGAACACGUUCUUGUUCUCUUAACGGCGCCAGAAUUCGUCGAUAUGGUGGUAGCCACCUCACCAAACACAAACGACCUCGAUCACCACGUCCACCGACUCAAAUCCGCCUACCCCACCAGCACACCAAUCUACCUAAUCGAAGGUCUCACAGCCUGGAUGCGCAAGAGCCAAAACUCCCGAAAUAGAGCCUACCAAGCCGAAGUCCGCCGCCAAUACUCACAAUCCCAACCCCAAGACCAACCCACUACCACCACCAAUCCCCGCCGCAAGAAAACAACAGCCAACAAGCCCGAAACAACGCCCUCAGUCAACGAUGACACAAUCGAAGACACGCUCCUAUCCCUCCAAGUCACGCACUCCUGUCUCAUCCACCACACCACCGCAGCACCCGAAUCAGCCGAAUGGAUCAAAAACUUCACAGAACACAUCUCGACCGUCCCCUACCGCCGCGAAAGAAUGGAAGGCAAUGACUCCGCCUUCUGCAUGGACGGAGGCCAGGUCAAACCCGGCGAAAACAAAUCCGAUACCUUCGUCAAAAUGCUCCAGGAAGUAACCCGUGUCACAGCAUCCAUGGCAUACGGCAUUACGACUCAAUACCCAAGUGCUGUCGAUCUAGUCCGCGGAAUGCGAAGACAUGGCCCGGCCAUGUUGGAGGAUGUAAAGAAAUCUGCAGACAGAAACGGCACACUAACAGAUUCUCGUAUCGGACCUGCGGCAAGUAAACGGCUUUACAAGGUCUUUAUGGGUCUUGAUCCGUCUGCGACUGAUAUCUGAGUAUGGUUUGUAUGGUAGAUGUGAUUAUCUUGGUGAUGAUACCUUGUAUAUGGUAUCUUGGUAUCUUUUAUUGGUUAUUCAUUUUCUUUAAUCGGAGAUAUUGGAGUAUAUGGUGUCUAAGACGGGGUUGGGGCUUCUUGCUUGUCUGUUAGGUGGGAUGUUUC
This is a messenger RNA of Aspergillus pseudonomiae, 2196 nucleotides long. RefSeq lists its product as uncharacterized. The coding region runs from base 83 to 2032 and encodes 649 amino acids. Gene Ontology annotation, molecular function: nuclease activity; DNA binding. The record is from RefSeq and is a predicted model, not a curated record. Lineage: Eukaryota; Fungi; Ascomycota; Eurotiomycetes; Eurotiales; Aspergillaceae. Gene Ontology annotation, cellular component: Holliday junction resolvase complex; nucleus. Gene Ontology annotation, biological process: replication fork processing; resolution of meiotic recombination intermediates; double-strand break repair. The transcript has 2 exons.